Anguilla rostrata (American eel) is the source of this 2349-nucleotide messenger RNA. RefSeq names its product solute carrier family 7 member 6 (gene slc7a6). The coding region runs from base 326 to 1798 and encodes 490 amino acids. Gene Ontology annotation, biological process: amino acid transmembrane transport. Gene Ontology annotation, molecular function: L-amino acid transmembrane transporter activity. NCBI's taxonomy places the organism in Eukaryota, Metazoa, Chordata, Actinopteri, Anguilliformes, Anguillidae. Gene Ontology annotation, cellular component: membrane. The record is from RefSeq and is a predicted model, not a curated record. The transcript has 10 exons.
GGCUCCCUUUCCCCGCCCUUGAGGCCCUGGUAAAGGGUACACAUUAUUUUUGUCCAUCUAUAACGAGAUGUGUUUUGAAAAUCUGCUACCGGUGCAGUAGGUAGCCUAGUAGUCUCUGAGAACUCUGGUAGAACUGGGCGGGAUUUUCUGGGCUACUAAGUGUCCAUCAAGUCCAGCAAACGAAUGUGAUAACAAGCCACAAUGCCGCAUUAGUUGCACAUCCUCCUUUGGUAUUGAGUUCAGGAUCAGAAACAACGCAACGUCUUCUCUCGCUUUGCAUAGGCCUACUCAGUCUUAUCCUGGAGCGGGAGUGAAGUCUGUGAGAAUGGCGGAGGAUAAUGUAGAGGGAAAGGCCGUUUGCACUGACCGGUCUCCACAGCAGGAGCAGUGCAUGAAGCUGAAGAAGGAAAUCUCCCUGCUGAACGGCGUCAGUCUGAUCGUGGGGAACAUGAUCGGGUCCGGCAUCUUUGUCUCCCCCAAGGGCGUGCUGAUACACAGCGCCUCCUAUGGGCUGUCGCUGGUCAUAUGGGCCAUCGGGGGCUUCUUCUCCGUGAUCGGAGCCCUGUGUUACGCCGAGCUGGGCACCACCAUCACGAAGUCCGGCGCCAGCUACGCUUACAUCCUGGAGUCGUUUGGCGGCUUCGUCGCCUUCAUCCGGCUGUGGACGUCUCUGUUGAUCAUCGAGCCCACCAGCCAGGCGGUCAUCGCCAUCACCUUCGCUAACUACUUGGUGCAGCCCCUCUUUCCUACUUGCGAGCCGCCCUACUCCGCGUGCCGCCUAAUCGCUGCUGCCUGCAUCUGUCUCCUUACGUUCAUUAAUUCAGCUUAUGUGAAGUGGGGCACCCGAGUCCAGGACGUCUUUACCUACGCCAAGGUCCUUGCCCUGAUCAUGAUCAUCAUCACAGGCAUAGUGAAGCUGGGUCAAGGGUACACAGCAAAUUUUGAGGAAUCAUUCCAGGGCUCCACACGUAACCCUGGCAACAUCGCUCUGGCUCUUUAUUCCGCUCUCUUCUCCUACUCUGGCUGGGACACCCUCAACUUUGUGACCGAAGAAAUCGAAAACCCUGAGAGGAACCUUCCGCUGUCCAUCGCAAUCUCCAUGCCAAUCGUCACUGUCAUCUACAUCCUGACCAACGUGGCCUAUUACACAGUGCUGGACAUGAGCUCCAUCCUCGCCAGCGAUGCCGUCGCAGUGACGUUUGCAGACCACACCCUUGGCGUGAUGAGCUGGACCAUCCCCAUCGCCGUGGCUCUCUCCUGCUACGGGGGCCUCAACGCGUCUGUUAUCGCUGCCUCUAGGUUGUUCUUUGUGGGUUCCCGUGAAGGACAACUGCCAGACGCCCUGUCCAUGAUUCACGUGGAGCGAUUCACUCCAAUUCCUGCUCUCCUCUUCAACUGUGCCAUGACAUUAGUCUACCUGACUGUGGAGGAUGUUUUCCAGCUGAUAAACUACUACAGUUUCAGCUACUGGUGUUUUGUUGGGCUGUCUAUCGCGGGACAGAUCUACUUACGGUGGAAGGAACCGGAUCGUCCCAGGCCUCUCAAACUGACUCUGCUGUACCCCAUUGUGUUCUGUCUCUGCACCGUGUUCCUGGUGGCCGUGCCCCUCUACAGUGACACCAUCAGCUCCGUCAUAGGCAUCAGCAUUGCCCUCUCUGGGGUCCCUGUCUACUUCCUGGGGAUCCACCUUCCAGUAUCCAAGCGACCGCCAGUUAUCAGCAAGCUGCUGUGUUGGGUCAAUCGGAUCACCCAGUUCACCUGCUUCUGCGUGUUGACUGAAAUGGACACUGGUGACUAGCCCUGCCCCCUGGAAUGUCUUCAUCUGAGUUACCCAGGAGUCUUUAUGCUUCACAGUCUCUUCAAGACACUACACAUGUAUUUCCUACUGGCUUCCACUGCCUUCUAAAAACUGCUAUUUGCAUACAAAGUAUAGUACAGGUAGGAUGCAAAAACACACCUGGGAAAAGGAUGGACAAAAAUAUAUGCAAAUUAGAGGCUACAACACAGGUGUGGCUCACCAUUAAUUAAGCAUUCAUUCAUUCUGAAGAGACCUGGCUACCUGGUUGUGGUUAAUGUUUGGUGAGAGGUUCAUUGACCAAGACAACUGAACUUACUGAUGGUUCAAAAGCAAUGGUGUCUAAAGUGAUGUCAUCAUGGAGCUCCAAGGAAAGGGCAUUGUCAGCAACAGGCAACACUGGGCAGUAGCACAUAUUCCAGGACAAUGAUGUCUGUGCAUUUCCUGGAAGUGCAUGGCAAAACAGAUAAGUGCCUGACUGUGAAUUUCAGCCUAGCUAAGAACAGCCAGCUUCAUCAAAAUCAGCGGUAUUUCAACACUCUUUUUAAUGACUU